Mesorhabditis spiculigera is the source of this 2850-nucleotide messenger RNA. Lineage: Eukaryota; Metazoa; Nematoda; Chromadorea; Rhabditida; Rhabditidae. The record is from the annotation of a GenBank genome assembly.
AUGGCGCUACCCGGGAAUUUCAAGGUCUACGGCCUUAUAGCCGCCCUUCUAUCGCUGACAACAUUUGGUUUCACCGGGAUUCUGUUGAUAUUUUGCUGUAUUCUUUGUUUUGUGGCUGGCCUCCUCUUCCUCAUCUACAAAAAUGGACGAGCCGGCCAAAAAGAGCUGGACGCCAAGCUGGAUGCCCUGCUUGAAGAAUUCGAGUUUCCCCCGGGCUUGGCCCCAUUCCUGGCGAAUAGACGAAGAUUUGAAGAUAAGUCCGCAUAUUCAGAGAGAAUUUCAAUGACCGGCUCUGCCGGAAUGGAUCAGAUAUUGGAACAGAUGCUCAACUACAUCGUCCGUGAUUACGUCGACUACUGGUACAAGGAUAUGACAAAUGAUGAGUUGCUGCGCGAAUCGCUAAAAAGGACUUCAAGGCGGACGAUAGCGGCCUUUGCGCACUGCGUACGAAAAGUCGACUGGGUCCCGUUUUUUACCCGGCAUUGCGUGGAUGACUUUGCUUCGCAUCUCCGCCUUUUCCGGAUGGCUACGGAAAGAUUACAAUUUGAUAAAGAAAAGGGCUCGGGCAACGGCGAGGACCUGGAGAGCCACUUCUUCGACCUGGAAUUUGAGAUGGAGAAGAAGCUGUGUCGGGAUCUGCUUUCGACUACGCCUCAUUACGAAAAUGCCUAUCUCCACGAUCUGAUGGAUAUUUUGCUGUACCUGAUGAUGCCGCCGGAAGAUUUCCGGUGUCGCCCGCUACGAUUUUUGAUGAGAGAGAUCAUGGUCAAAAUCGUGUUCGUCCCGAUGCUCGAUCACUUCUCGAAUCCGGACAAUGUCAAUCAGCUGCUCGUUUGGCUGCUAUCCGAAGUCUCGCCUAAACCCGAAGAUUUCGUCCUCUCGGUCGAGCACAGCUCAAGUCAAAAAGAGCUCGAGGCCCUGAUAAAAUCGGUGAAGGAGGAAAUGUUGCAUUUGAGAGGGCGAGAUUCUGGAGGAGAGCAUGGUGAUUUUGUCAAGCAACAACUCGCGAGCCUCGAAUUUUUGGAGGCCACGAUCCGGAAGAAGCUGAUCUUCAUUUCUGAGGGUGGGGUUGAGAGAGGGGCGGAUGCGCGCUGCUCAAUCGUCGAAGACGCAAACUCAUCAGAUGGCCUAAUCCAGCUACCCGUCCACGUGGUCUUGACCAACUCCGUAGCCGUCAGCUAUUUCUGCGACUUUUUGAACACGGUCGGCGGGCAGAACUACAUCGAUUGCUACCUGGCCAUCGAGGGCUUCAAAGUGAGCGUGGAGCACCAGCUGCGAUCCCUAGCCAUGGGCGAAACAACAAACGAAGAUGUGUGCGAGACGAUAAAAGAAGCGGCGAAAUUCAUGUACCAUCAAUAUUUGUCACAAGAGGCCAUUACUCGGGUCCCACUCCGCGAAUCUGUCGUCGCCAAAUUCUUGCAUAGGAUGAAAAAUGACGAGCCGUCAGAUAGCUGGUUUGAGCAGAUACAGGAGGAGCUCUCGGAUGUCUUAAAAACUAACGAACGGUUCUACCCGGCUUUCAAGCAGGAUCCGCUUUACGAGAAGAUGCUGCUGGAAUUGGGCAUUAUAGGAAACGAAGAAGAGCGCUCGGAAAGCCAAGCGAGCGACUCAAGCUCGAUCCGUUCGGGUGGCACCUCGAUGGACCCUACUACGAUUGUUGAGAGGAUAGUGGAAGAAACACCGAUUUCGGCCUCCGAUCCCGCGCUCAACGCCGAGCCAAUAAUCGUUGCUAUAGUGGAGCCGCUCGGAAUUGGUCAACAAGGCAAGAAUUCGUUCGCGCUGUAUAAUAUUCGAGUGGAGAGGACGUUGGCAGGGAAGAAGGUUUCCGGCUGGAACGUCCUGCGCCGCUACUCCGAUUUCCACACCCUCCACAAUUUGCUGUGUCAUCAGUACCCCAAGAUCGCGUCGGUUAGCUUCCCCGGCAAGAAGACGUUCAACAACCUCGACCCGCACUUUAUCGAGAAGCGCACCCAGGCCCUCAAUGCGUAUUUGGAGGUUGUACUGAAUCCGUUGCUGCUCCGGGUUAAUAAGAACAUGGAUCGGCUUCUAUUCGAUUUUUUGAGCCAAAAGGAGUACACCGGAACGGCACAGCCUAUGGCUAAAAAGGUGAUGAGCGCAAUGUGGGAUCCGAUUGGCCGUGGGAUGCGAGCAGUUGGGACUGCCGUGGCGUCUGUACCGGAUCAGGUGGUUGGCGGUGUGACAAAAGUGGGCGAUGGCAUCGGAAAAGCGGCAAAAGCCGUUAUUGGGCCCCCCUCCUCGGCCAUCUACCGUAUGCCACCAACCCUAGAUACCGAUCGCGUGGCCGCAAAAAUUUCGGAUGAGGACACUACCGAAAAUAUUCCACUCCGAGUCAUGAUGCUCUUUGUGGAUGAGGUGUUUGGGGUACGGGCCCGGAACGCCUGGUUUCGACGCCAAAUGGUGGCCCUUCUACGGCAAUUCGUCACCCCACUCGGCACCUCGAUCAACAAGCGCAUCAUCGAUAUUGUCGAUUGGUUGACGUCGGACCAGCAGACUACGCUUUAUUUGGCGGCAAUUAGAGACACUCUCUGGCCAGAUGGUCAACUCGCCGGCCCCGCGCCGAUUCGACCAGACGAAUUUCACGAGAAAACGAGGGUUUUGUCGCGGGCUUUGAUGUUGAGCUGUCUGCCGGAUGAGUUACGACUAAUCCUCGGCCAAGAAACCACCUACCAAGGAAUCGCCACCAUUUCCGCCGCCUUCCAGCGCCCGCAUCUGAAUCGUCGGCUACUCUACGUCCUCCUUGAACGCCUUCUCGUCAACAUAUUCCCGAAAAAUCACUUUGAGAAAAUCUUUGCUCAACUGCACUCGAAGAGCCCGAGGUCUAGGAGGAGC